Molecule: messenger RNA, 3290 nt
Organism: Amyelois transitella
Lineage: Eukaryota; Metazoa; Arthropoda; Insecta; Lepidoptera; Pyralidae
Product: WD repeat domain phosphoinositide-interacting protein 2
Exons: 8
Coding region: 327-1598 (423 amino acids)
Biological process (GO): autophagy of mitochondrion; protein localization to phagophore assembly site; nucleophagy
Cellular component (GO): extrinsic component of membrane; cytosol; phagophore assembly site membrane
Molecular function (GO): protein binding; phosphatidylinositol-3-phosphate binding; phosphatidylinositol-3,5-bisphosphate binding
Source: RefSeq, a predicted model, not a curated record
ACACAGGCUAGCAACAAAAAAUAAAUUACUUGAACUCCAAUCGGACCAGCCGAACACCAUCGAAUCGAACGUACGAAACGAAACGCACGCACUGUUUGUGUUGUGUUUGUGUUCUAUUGUGCGCGGGAGGGGGCUUGUUUUUACCAGCAAGGUCGUUCUUUGUGUCAAAAUUUUGCUUUUGUGAUUGUGACGAAUAAAUUGAUUAUUAGUUUCAAAUAUUACAGUGAUAAUUAUUAUAUUUAUUAACAUUAUUGUGGAUAUUGCAGUGUGUGCAUGUCGACUGUAGAUUUUAGUUGUUAAAACAUCUGUUUUGUUCGAACGUUCCAAUGAGUUUGGGAGCAGGGCAGAGUGCAGAGGGAACAAAUGCAGGAGGAAUCUUUGUACAAUUUAAUCAAGACUGCACGUCCCUGGUAGCAGGCAGUAGUAACGGCUACCACCUGUUCGCGCUCACCCCGGACGAUGGCGUGGAGGAGAUCUACGCAAGCCGCUCCGGGCAGGACACCUGCCUUGUGGAUCGGCUGUUCAGCAGCUCUCUGGUGGCCAUUGUCACAGUGCAGGCUCCCAGGAAGCUGAUAGUGUGCCACUACAAGAAGGGCACGGAGAUCUGCAACUACAGUUACAGUAACACCAUCCUCGCAGUCAAGCUCAAUCGAUCGCGGCUGAUCGUGUGCCUGGAGGAGUCGCUGCACAUCCACAACAUCCGCGACAUGAAGAUCCUGCACACGAUCCGCGACACGCCGCCCAACCCGCGCGGGCUGUGCGCGCUCUCGCCCUGCGUCGACAACUGCUACGUGGCGUACCCCGGCUCCAGCGCCGUGGGCGAGGUGCAGAUCUUCGACGCCGUGCAUCUGAACGCCAAGUGCGUGAUCAGCGCGCACGACAGCGGGCUGGCGGCGCUGGCGUGGUCGCAGUGCGGGCGGCGGCUGGCCACGGCGUCCGAGCGCGGCACCGUGAUCCGCGUGUUCGCGGUGCCCACGCGCGAGCGCCUGUACGAGUUCCGGCGCGGCGUCAAGCGCUGCGUGGCCAUCGCGUGCCUGGCCUUCAGCGCGUGCGGCGCGCUGCUGGCCGCCACGUCCAACACGGAGACCGUGCACGUGUUCCGGCUGGGCGCGGCGCCGGCGCCGGGCGAGGCGGAGGACGGCUGGCUGGGCUGGCUGGCGUCGGCGGCGCGCGCGGGCGCGGGGCUGCUGCCGGCGCACGUGCAGGACGUGCUGGCGCAGGGCCGCGCCGUGGCGGCCGCGCGCCUGCCCGUCACCGGCCACCGCGCCGUCGCCGCCAUCACCAGCUCGCCGCGCGCGCCGCGCCUGCUGGUGGCCACGUCGGCGGGCGUGCUGUACGUGUACGCGCUGCCGGCCGAGGACGGCGCCGACUGCGCGCUGCUGCACGAGCACCAGCUGCUGCGGCCCGACGCCACCGCCGCCGCCGCGCCGCGCUGCUACGCGGGCGCCGUGCGCGGCCCGGACGCGCCGCACACAGAGAGCGCGCGCGCGGAGCAGCUGGGCGCGGCGCUGGAGAGCUCGCCGCCGCGCGGGCCCUUCGACCUGCGCGACCACAAGCACUUCCCGCCCAUGCGCGGCGCCGACGACGACGCGCAGUAGGCAGGCUCGCCGCUCACACCUGCGUUAUCUUUAAGACUAAACAUGUUCAGAUUCACUGUCGCUAGUUCGAAUCAAACCUUUUCAAAUAUGUUCCGCUUUCUUUGACUUAGUUUUUUUAAACACCUGCCAAAUUUUGUGACUUGUGAAAAAGUAACUUCAGUAAGUGAAAUUGAAAAUAUUUCAUUAUUCGCUUCGAAUUUCUUUGAAAACCAAAUUAAAUUUAUGAACCAAACUUACUCCGUAUGAUUGACAGGUGUUUAAAAAGCCUCCCUUAUUCUUAAGUAAAAUCGGAGAAACCAAGAAGACAUUUCAUGUAUAUUGUUACUCCCAGAGCAACGCCGCAGUCUUAACAAUAAAUCUAUCUUAUAUGUAAUUUCAUUUUGUCCACGAACAGUACUGCCACGUUUUUACUCGUCAUUUCUGAGUGGCGGAAGUGUUCUUAAAUAUCGACCUGAGUGUCGGCCACCGGUCCUUCAAGCUCAUAGGGGAAUUGACGCCAUAAGUAACGCGACCUCUUUCUGAAGGACCACCUUUGUGUAGUGUCGUGUGCGAAGUGUCUGUCCUGUAUGAUAUCUGUGCCCACACUAGUAUUGUCUCCAUUCGCAUGCGGCAUCACACAGACGUACUGUUGGUGAUAAUUAGUUAGUUUUCUUUUAUCUUGUAUAAGUACAUGAUUUUGAUUUUUUUAAUGAAUGAAUGGACAUUAUUUUAUUGGAAUGAUAUGAAUUUAUUUACAAUUUAUGUACAACAAAAAAAAAUUAAAAAUAGUAAUAAAUAAUAAAAAUAAAAAGCAUCAUGAAUCAUUAUAAUUGACGUCAUUGCAGAUCAUUACAUUCUUUAGGUAUAUUCUGUUUUUAAUUAGAAUCUGUUGUAUUAGAUAACAUGACACCCGGCGGCGGCGCCGGUCGCCGACUCCGCUGUAACUAGUUUUAUAUUAACUGUACCAAUGGUUUAUUUUCUAAAUUGUAAAAAUGUACAUAAUAUAGUCAUAUAUUACUGAUAUUAAUAUUAAGGGGUUGUAAGACGCGCAGGUUGGAAGCGUGGUUCACGCGAGGCUCCCGUUGGCAGCUGACUGAAAUGAUUCGAAUCGAAUUGCGAUGCAUAAUAGUGUUCCAGACAUUUAUAUAUUAGUAGUAUGUUUUCAAGGAAGUCUCGUUGUGAACCACCACACACUUAUAUCAAGCUGCCCCGCUCCGCUUCACAACACGUCACAUUUUCCGUUUUGAAACAUCUUCGGCCAAUCACGAGCACGCUAAUUCCUGAUUGGCUGAGCUUUCAAAACGUGACAUUCCACAUUCGAACCAUGGUGGAGAGUAACUAGUAAUUAUGAUCUUAAAUCAAUAGAUGUCGUAUUAAGCAAUAGAUGUUGUGACAGUUUCUAGACUUCUUUCAGUGGUUCUGCCACGACGACAUGCUGCACCGUCUAAUACAACAAGGCAUGAAAUCGCGCAAGUUGUGAUUGUAUUUUACUAUCGCAUAGUAACGUUAGGCACGAGAUGCGGCCUUUCAGAAGAAAACUAGUUAAUAAGCUCAUUAAGAAUUGAAUGUGAAAUAGUCAAGACAGAGUUGAAUGUUCUUUCUUAAAUUUAUCGUAAUCAAUGAUAACUCCAGCAAUGGACAGUAUCGGAACUUUCAUCCUCGCAAUAUAUUUUUGUUGCCAAGGAUCAGAAAACCGCUGUUGUAAUUUAUUCU